GAGUGUAAAGGCUGAGAAAUUUUCUUUUGCACAGCAAAAUAUAGUGGCCAGAAUUUAGUCAAGAAGGAGAACAUAAUCGUCACUUUGAUUUGUAUCAGACGAAAUGUCUAUCACAACAGACCUCAUUCGUGAAAAACUGAUUAAGGAGAUUGGAGCGGUACAUGUGGAAGUAGAGGAUACAUCCCCUAACAGAUGCGCUGCUAGCUUCAAGGUUCUUAUAGUGUCACCGCAGUUUGAGGGAAAACCGCUGUUGCAACGACACAGGAUGGUGAAUAACUGUCUGGCAGAGGAGCUGAAAGAGAUCCACGCUUUUGAGCAGAAGACGCUAACGCCAGAGCAGUGGGAAAAACAGAAAUCACAAUAGCAAAGACAUUCUUUCUCUCUCUCUCUCUCUCUCUCUCUCACACACACACACACACACAAACACACACAUACACUCACUCACUCUUAUACAUCUUUAUGCAUUGAAACCAAGUGAUAGAAUGUCUCCAUUACACCCAUCUACUGACUUCUCUAUGAGAAUAUGAAGCUGUAGUUGAAAAUCCACUGAUCUAAUCGCUGACUGCAUUCUGUCCCUGUUAUAAACCUUGAAAGAUAAACUAAUAAAUGCAAACUGGGUCUCAUGGAA
This is a messenger RNA of Chanos chanos (milkfish), 628 nucleotides long. Its product is annotated as bolA-like protein 2. The transcript is spliced from 3 exons. Gene Ontology annotation, molecular function: 2 iron, 2 sulfur cluster binding. Gene Ontology annotation, biological process: intracellular iron ion homeostasis; protein maturation. Gene Ontology annotation, cellular component: cytosol; nucleus. The coding region runs from base 104 to 364 and encodes 86 amino acids. NCBI's taxonomy places the organism in Eukaryota, Metazoa, Chordata, Actinopteri, Gonorynchiformes, Chanidae. The record is from RefSeq and is a predicted model, not a curated record.